AUGCUGAAGGAUGAAGUUCGUACUCUGUCGUACCGCCAGGCCAUCCAGAACAACCCGCAUUUAUUCAAGGACAAGGUUGUCUUGGAUGUUGGCUGUGGCACAGGAAUCCUGUGCAUGUUUGCUGCCAAGGCUGGUGCAAAAAAAGUUAUUGGUGUUGAUAUGAGCAAUAUCAUUGACCAGGCCAAAGUGAUUGUGAAGGCCAACCGUUUGGACCACAUUAUCACCUUGGUGAAAGGGAAGCUUGAGGAAGUCGACCUCGGACUUGGCCCAAACGGCCAGGUGGACAUUAUCGUGAGUGAGUGGAUGGGCUAUUUCCUGCUCUACGAAAGUAUGCUAGACACUGUUCUGCUCGCUCGUGACAAAUAUCUCAAGCCAGGUGGCAUUAUGAUGCCCGACCGCGCGACUCUGUAUCUUUCUGCGAUUGAGGACCAGGAGUACAAGGAAGAAAAAAUCGACUUUUGGGACGACGUGUACGGCUUUGACUAUUCGUGCAUCAAGGAGAUUGCGCUCCGCGAACCUCUGGUGGAUACGGUAGAACUGCGCAGCGUCGUGUGCGACCCUGCACCACUGCUGCACCUGGACCUAACGAAAGUUCGCAAGGAAGACUUGACUUUCAACAGCAAGUUUAAGCUCACGGCCACGCGGAACGACUACGUCCAUGCUUUUCUUGGUUGGUUCGAUAUUGGCUUUGAGGCAUGCCACAAGCCGGUCCGUUUUUCCACUGGCCCGCACUCUCGCUACACGCAUUGGAAGCAGACUGUCUUUUACACUCCAGGCACACUGACUGUGUUUGAAGGCGAUGUCAUUGAAGGCGAGCUGUCCUGCGCGCCGAACGAACGCAACCCAAGGGACCUUGACAUUUCGCUUGCCUACAAGCUGCAGGGCAAGAACACUACGGAAGCCAAGAUGGACUACAAAAUGUACGUAUCAUGCACACUUCUACUAAUACCUACAGGUCCUAAUGGCGCUCGCUGCAGGUACUGA
Malassezia sympodialis ATCC 42132 is the source of this 984-nucleotide messenger RNA. RefSeq lists its product as uncharacterized. NCBI's taxonomy places the organism in Eukaryota, Fungi, Basidiomycota, Malasseziomycetes, Malasseziales, Malasseziaceae. The transcript has 2 exons. The record is from RefSeq and is a predicted model, not a curated record. Bases 1 to 984 code for a protein of 327 amino acids. Gene Ontology annotation, biological process: peptidyl-arginine methylation, to asymmetrical-dimethyl arginine; chromatin remodeling. Gene Ontology annotation, molecular function: histone methyltransferase activity; protein-arginine N-methyltransferase activity. Gene Ontology annotation, cellular component: nucleus.